This is a messenger RNA of Cucurbitaria berberidis CBS 394.84, 1600 nucleotides long. RefSeq names its product NmrA-like family protein-like protein. NCBI's taxonomy places the organism in Eukaryota, Fungi, Ascomycota, Dothideomycetes, Pleosporales, Cucurbitariaceae. The record is from RefSeq and is a predicted model, not a curated record. The transcript is spliced from 2 exons. Bases 455 to 1414 code for a protein of 319 amino acids.
CGCUUAUCGAUGCAUGACGUAUAUUCGAAAUUUAUCUUUACAAUGCUAGUGUAUAUGUGUACAGUUACAUACAACUAGUCGAAAAUCGGUUCCCAAAACGCACAGAUCGACGAGGACUCCUGAACUCGAAAGCCUUUUGAAAACACCGCUAUCUCCGCCGACCUUGUCCAAAGAUAGUGACUGACUUCCAGUCACUCUAUUACCAAUUAUGAAGAUCAGUAGGCUCACAUCGUGUUGUAUGCUGGCAAGUGUCAAAACGGUCUCCUGACCGGAGCGAGUGCAUUACGACGGACCGAUUUGCAAGCACGAUUAUUCGCACUACUGACUCGUGGCGGAGUUUGGCAAAAGCGGCGCAGUACGAGUCCCCCACUACUCAUCACCAUUAUCUCCUACGGCCCGUAUCACACUCUGAACGCCUGUGAUCAGAUCGGUUCGAUUAGGUUUGAACGCAAAGAUGGUCAAAGUCGCAGUAGCAGGCGGCACUGGAAAUGUCGCAACCAACCUUCUCAAGGCCACAAUUGCUUCAGGAAGACAUGAAAUCACCAUCUUUACUCGCUCCGAUCCCGCUAAACUCUCCUCUCCUUCUCCCUUAGUCUCGUACAAAAAGGUCGACUACCACAAUCGCGAUAGCCUGACAGCGGCGCUCAAAGGCUUCGACGUCUGCCUCUCCUUCUUCGUCGUGCACCUGGACGUUAACUGCGAGGCCCAAAAGAACCUAAUCCACGCCUCUAUCGAUGCCGGCGUCCGCCGGUUCGCACCGAGCGAGUGGGGCAUCAAGAACAACUCGGGAUGUGCACCGUACGCGAACAAGGAUGAGAUUGCACGUUACCUGGCGCAGCUGAAAGAAGAGGGCAAGCUGGCACAACUCGAGUACUGUUUAUUUCAGCCGAGUAUCUUUAUGGACUACUUUGCGCAUCCAUAUCCGUUGAGCCCCGAGCUCAUCACGUGGCCUUUCUUCCUUGACUUUGAGAACCGCCGGGCUAUCGUGCUGGGGGAUGGAAGCUACCCCCUCGUUAUCACUGCAAUCGCAGAUGACUCUGAGAUUCUCUUACGCGCUCUGGAAGAUGAACGCCCUUGGCCGAAUGUCGGAGGUUUCCGCGGACACAGGACGACUAUCAACGAGUUGCUUGCGCUAGGCCAGAAGAUCAGGGGCGGGGAUUGGACCAUCGAGAACGUCCGCGUUGAGGAUAUCGAGAAGGGGGUGCUGAAGACGAACUGGGUGCCGCAACUUUCUCACCCUGUCAUUCCAGUAGAGGACAGGCCGGUGUUUAGUGAGCAGUUCGUUAUCAUGUUCCUCCAGGGUAUACUGAACGGGUCUUGGGAUGUCUCUGAUGAGUUCAACAAGCGAUAUCCAGACUACAAAUUCAUCAGUGGGGAAGAGUAUUUGACCAAGGCCUGGGAGGGAAAACCCUGAGAUCGAUAGCAGGAGAAAAUUAGUUUUCCACCCAAGUACGCUCUUUUGAAGAUAGAGUAUAUACAAGACAAAGGGUAUUUACAAGAAAGUUCUUCCCCUUCCAAUCCAGCCUUUAGGCUUAUCCGCACCCCCUCAUCCACCCAUUUACAUUCUAGCCAUCUACCUAGACUAGACAAAGUAACUCUU